AUGUCUUCGCCUUCAAAGCGCGUAAAGGAUGAUGCUUCCUUGAGCUCAUCUGUUCUUUCCAUGUGGUUGUGUCGUCAGAUUCUGUUGAUUGGAGAUUCUGGUGUUGGCAAGAGUAGUCUUCUUCUAAGUUUUAUCUCCAACUCUGUUCGUGACCUUUCUCCUACUAUUGGUGUGGAUUUUAAGAUCAAGAAGCUCACCGUUGGUGGCAAAAGAUUGAAGCUAACAAUUUGGGACACAGCUGGGCAGGAGAGGUUUGGAACAUUAAUAAGCUCUUAUUAUAGGGGUGCACAUGGAAUUAUCCUUGUUUAUGAUGUGACACGACGAGAAACCUUCGAGAACUUGUCAGACAUAUGGGCAAAGGAAGUGGAGCUCUACUCCACGAAUAAUGACUGUAUCAAAAUUCUAGUUGGAAACAAAGUUGAUAGGGAUAGUGAAAGAGCUGUAAGUAGAGAAGAGGGGAUGGCUCUUGCUCAAGAGCAUAAAUGUUCAUUUCUUGAAUGCAGUGCUAAAACCAGCGAAAAUGUUUUGCAAUGUUUUAAAGAACUCACAUUACAGAUGCUGGAGGUACCUAGUUUAUUGGAAAAUGGCUCGGUAGUAGUGAAACAACAGAUUAUGAAAGAGAAACAAGUACAUCAGGCAACUCGUGGUGGCGGCAGGGGUGGCAAAUCGAUAGAAGGCGAACUGGUGCUAAUGGAAACUGGGUGGCCAGAUCUCCUUGAGUUUUUUCUUGAAGAUCUAUUAUCGUGCUUGAUAUCAAUACUUUGUCCAAAUAGAAGAUGUAAUAUGGAUAGAAAAGUAGAUAUAUAUGUGCCACUUGAGCUUAAUUGGCAUCCACAUUCCCCAUUCCAGGGAGGUGAGGUCUUGGGGUCUCGGAUUCGAGCCCCUCUAAGAAAGAAUGCGUUGUUGAAAGCAGAAAAUAAGAAUGUUGUUAUAACUGUGUUCAUUUCAGCAUGUCAUGCUGGCCGUGAUGUGUUUGCCGUACCUCAGGGGAUCACCAUGACGAUUCAUAAUAGUGGAGAGGAAGAGAUGGGGCGUCCUCCAAUGGGAAUGGAAUGCGUCAAAGAGAUAGAAAUUAAACAGCUAGCACAUAGUUUGGCUUCAGUCAACUUGGCUACAUGGGUUGGGCAAAACAAGGCUGCAGGAAUCAACACUAUCCUUAUGAGGCUAACAGUGAGUGCAACACUGCUUGUAGUGUUCCUUGCGAGAGCUAGUGGAAUUGAUAUCUUCCUUGAAUGGAAUGUUGCACUUGACAAUACCAUCAGACCUGUUGCUGUUGAACAACCAGUUAUUACCAUCAAUGGGAUGUUCCCUGGACCUCUGAUCAAUGCUACAACAAACGAUUUCAUCCAUGUCAAUGUUUUCAACAAGAUGGAUGAACCUUUGCUCUUUACAUGGAAUGGCAUACAGCAGAGAUUAAACUCAUGGCAAGAUGGAGUUUCUGCGACAAACUGUCCUAUUCUACCCGGUACAAACUGGACUUAUGCGUUUCAGACUAAGGACCAAAUAGGCAGUUACUUCUACUUUCCUUCUAUCAACUUCCUGAAAGCUGCUGGAGGAUUUGGACCAAUUAGAGUCAACAAUCGCAACGUCAUUGCUGUCCCCUUCCCCAAACCAGAAGCUGAGUUUGAUCUUCUGAUUGGUGAUUGGUUUUAUGAUAGUUACAACAAAACCAGAUCAUUGAUGGAAACCAUGGCAGAUGCUGUUACCCCAGAUGUUAUUCUAACGAAUGGCAAAGGCCCUUAUGGCCAUUCAUCCUCAAAAGCCUACGAGUCCUUCACUGUCACAAAAGGAAAGACUUACAGAUUCAGGAUAUCAAAUGUUGGGAGUGCCUUCAGUUUCAACUUCAGGAUUCAAAAUCAUACGAUGGUUUUGGUGGAAACAGAAGGGUCUUACACCAAUCAGAUAACACUGGAUUCUCUUGAUGUGCAUGUUGGCCAAUCCUACUCGGUUCUUGUCACUGCUGAUCAGAAUGAGGCUGAUUACUACUUCGUGGCAAGCCCUUUGUUGCUCAACACUAGCAGUUCUAGUGGUUUUGAUGGCGCAGGGGUGCUACACUAUUCGAAUUCCCCUGCACCAGUUAAUGGCCCUCUACCGGGAGGUCCUGAUCCAUUUGAUCUGGAUUCUUCUGUCAAUCAAGCUAGAUCUAUCAGGUGGAACCUGACAGCAGGUGCUGCAAGGCCUAACCGACAAGGAGCUUUUAAUGUAACAAAUAUCACCUUGUCUCAAACCUUCAUCCUAGACGGAUUAAUGGCAGAAAUUGAAGGUUCACAACGCUAUGCUGUCAACAAUGUGUCAUACUACACCUUAAACACCCCAUUAAAACUUGCAGAUCACUUCGUCAACGGCUCUGGUGUCUACCAACUAGAUUGGUUUCCAGUUAAUUCUGUCAAUUCUAAGGCUUCUUAUGGAGUUUCUGUAGUUACUGGAGUUCACAAAGGAUGGAUAGAACUUGUCUUUGUAAAUAGUUUGAACACCAUAGAUGCUUGGCAUCUAGAUGGUUUCGGGUUCUACGUUGUUGGAUUUGGCAAUGGAUUUUGGGGACCUGAAGCUCGCAAAGAUUACAACAUUUUCGAUCCAGUUGUCCGGUCAACCGUGCAAGUGUACCCCAACGGAUGGACUGCAGUUUAUGCUUUCCUUGACAAUCCUGGAAUGUGGAACCUCAGGUCACAAAGCUUGAAAAACUGGUACUUGGGCCAAGAACUAUACAUUCGAGUCUUCGACCCUGAUCCUAACCCUGCCAAGGAGCGUCCACCGCCUAGCAACCUGCUUCUAUGUGGCAUUUUUGCUCCUGAUUCUGAGUCUCCAGCCAGCGAACCCGUUCCUGUUCCAUCUGCAUGA
Dovyalis caffra is the source of this 2838-nucleotide messenger RNA. Lineage: Eukaryota; Viridiplantae; Streptophyta; Magnoliopsida; Malpighiales; Salicaceae. The record is from the annotation of a GenBank genome assembly.